This is a messenger RNA of Octopus sinensis (East Asian common octopus), 1890 nucleotides long. RefSeq names its product 18S rRNA aminocarboxypropyltransferase. The record is from RefSeq and is a predicted model, not a curated record. The transcript is spliced from 6 exons. Gene Ontology annotation, molecular function: rRNA small subunit aminocarboxypropyltransferase activity. Gene Ontology annotation, biological process: maturation of SSU-rRNA. Bases 92 to 1156 code for a protein of 354 amino acids. Lineage: Eukaryota; Metazoa; Mollusca; Cephalopoda; Octopoda; Octopodidae.
UUAAUAAGGGAGCAUUUAGUUAUUUACUUACAUUUUGUAUACACGUUUAUAUCGUAGUCUCUUAAGUUAUCUUCGACAGCAGCAAUUUAUUAUGGGUAAACAAAAUACCCAGAAAUCUCGAAAGAAGGCUAAAAGUCCAGUCGAAACACCGCGAUCGGCACAUAAUCGUAAAAAACUCCGGCAAAACAAAAAUGACGGUGUCAAAGUUAACGAACUCGGAGCAACUUUUGACAAAGAAAAUACUUCUCAAUGUUCAUCAAAUUCUACUGAAAACAAAAUACCAUUUCCUUUGGCCAUGUGGGACAUGGAGCAGUGUGAUCCAAAAAAAUGUUCAGGCAGGAAGUUAGUGCGAUUAAAUUUGGUUAAAACUCUUAAUUUACACCAAAGAUUUUCUGGUAUCAUUUUGACUCCAGAAGGGAAAAAAUGCGUUUCUCCUGAUGACAGAGAUAUUAUAUCAAAGCAUGGAAUUGCUGUAGUAGAUUGCUCUUGGGCUAAAUUACAACAGACACCAUUCUCCUCAAUGAAAGGAAACCAGCCACGACUUUUACCUUACCUUGUUGCUGCCAACCCUAUCAACUAUGGCCGUCCCUGCAAAUUGUCUUGUGUGGAAGCUUUCGCUGCUACACUUUAUAUUGCAGGUUUCUCAGAACUAGGUAAAAUAUUGCUACGGAAGUUCAAAUGGGGGCUAAAUUUCUUCACCUUGAAUGAAGAAUUACUGGAUCUCUAUGCAGCCUGUAAAAAUAGCACCGAUGUGGUUGAACUGCAGAAUUCUUAUUUAGAGAAAAUUGAACUUGAAAAAACACAGCGGAAUGAUGAGGACAUGUUUGAUACUUCUUUGGAAUACUAUAACCCUAAUCGAAUGGACAGGCAAGAAGAUAUAAGUGUAUCAGAAUCUGAUGAUGAUGAGGAUGAAGAUGAUGAUGACGACGAUGAAGUCAGUGAGGAUGAAGACAAUGAUGAUAGUGAUAAUAAUGAUGAUAACGAUCAUGAUGAUGUUGCUGCUGAUGAUGGGGGCAAAAAGAUAGAGGAGGAUAGAGACAUUCGGACAGAUUGUUCUGGAAGAACUCAGAACAUGAAGUGUAGUCACAUAACAGAAAGAAACAAAGAUGCAGAACUAGAAACAGAAUUCAAAAAGUUCUCUCUGAAUCCAUCUUAGGACUGAUGUUUAAUCCAGAUAUUCUAUGUAAUUUGAAAAUAUAUUAAAAUUAUUUAAAAUACUGAAAUUAUUGUAUACAGUGCUCAGGUGCUCCACAACUUGUCAAAAGGUUAUAUUUAUACAAUUUGUCCAAAAAUUAUAUUUAUAUAAUUAAAUCAAUUUUUUUAAGAAAUAAAAUGUUAAAAUGAUAGCAGACAUUAUAAGAAUCAUUUUGAGACAGAAAGGAACAACAGGUCUGCUUGACUGGAUUUGAACUUCGUUUCUAACACUUGCCAACUGGCUGUGUUACCGUUUAUGCCCCAGAACACCUGCUAGUCCUUCAUCUGAAUUGGUUAAGUUGGUAUUUACAUCUAUUGUUUGUUUUUUGGGGUUUUUUUUUAUUUUUAUUUUUUCCUCCAAAUGAUAUGUCCUGUGGUUCUGCACUUAAAUUAAUGAAUAAUAAAGAAAAAUCCCUUACUUGAAAAAUUUGGGAGGUUUAGCAAUAGAAAGGGCAUCUGGUUGGUCAGUUACUUAGCAAAACAACAAAUUAAACUCCAUACACUAUCACUUAUAAUGAUGAGCUUGUGUGUAAGUUUGUCCAAAAUCACACUAGGAGAAGUAGCAGAGUAAGUAAAAUGAAUGUUGAAUGAUGAUAAUGAUGCCCAUAUAUUAAAUAUUAUACAUUAUACACCAAUGUCCAUAUAUAAAUAUUAUUUUUUUUUUAUUUAUGCGCCCUUUUCAAGCUUAGCCAGGCU